This is a messenger RNA of Acanthosepion pharaonis, 1194 nucleotides long. The record is from the annotation of a GenBank genome assembly. Lineage: Eukaryota; Metazoa; Mollusca; Cephalopoda; Sepiida; Sepiidae.
AUGUCCCCCCUCUUUUUUCUCCUUCCAUCCACACCACCCGCUCUCUCUCUCUCUCUCUCUCUCUCUCUCUCUCUCUCUCUCUCUCUCAUGCACACCUUAAAAUUAAGGAAGGUUUUGUUUCUUGAGGUUUGGUUUGUGGUUACCCUUCUUGUUCUCCCUUUCUUUCUUUCGUGCUUGUUUUGGGUCUCCUUCUUUUCUCUCUUUCUUUUUCUCUUCUUUCUUUUCUCUUCUUUCGUUUCUUUUCUCUCUUUUCUCUUUCUUUUCUUUGCUCGUUUCUCUAUUUCUUUUUCUAUUCUUUCUUUUCUCUUCUCUUUUCUCUCUUCCUUUAGCUCUUCUUUCUUUUCUUUUCUCUUUCUUUUUUUCUAUCAAUCUAAUUGCCUGUCUUUUCUUAUCUAUCUAUCUAUCUAUCUAUCUAUCUAUCUAUCUAUCUAUCUAUCUAUCUAUCUAUCUAUCUAUCUAUCUAUCUAUCUAUCUAUCUAUCUAUCUAUCUUUUCCUUUCCCUUAUUUUUCUUUCUCUCUGUUUAUAUUUCCUUCCUUCCUUCUGACCCUCCCAUAUCUAUCUAUCUAUCUAUCUAUCUAUCUAUCUAUCUAUCUAUCUAUCUAUCUAUCUAUCUAUCCUUUCCUUUCCUUUAUUUCUUUCUUUGUAUCUGUUUAUAUUUCCUUCCUUCCUUCCUUCCUUCCUUCCUUCCUUCCUUCCUUCCUUCCUACCCUCCCCUAUCUAUCUAUCUUUUAAUUCUUUUCUUUUUCCUUCUUGCUUUCAUUCAGUUUCUAUCUAUCUAUCUCUCUAUCUCUCUAUCUAUCUAUCUAUCUAUCUAUCUAUCUAUCUAUCUAUCUAUCUAUCUAUCUAUCUAUCUAUCUUUAUUUAUUUAUUUAUUUAUCUAUUUAUUUAUAUAUUUAUUACUAAUAAAACUCAUCAAUCCUUCUCUCUAUCAUUCUUUCUUCGUUCCUUUAUUCCUUUCUUCCUUCACUUCCCUAUUUUUUUAUUUUAAUUACUUCUUUCUUUCUUUCUUUCUUUCCAAAUUUUUUAUCUUAAUUCUUUCUUUCUUUCUUUCUUUUUUCAAGUCAGUUUCUAUCUAUCUAUCUAUCUAUCUAUCUAUCUAUCUAUCUAUCUAUCUAUCUAUCUAUCUAUCUAGCUUACAAAUAAAACUCCUUAAGCUCUCUUUUUUCUCUCUAUCAUUCUUUCUUCCUUUCUAA